This is a messenger RNA of Maudiozyma saulgeensis, 3525 nucleotides long. Lineage: Eukaryota; Fungi; Ascomycota; Saccharomycetes; Saccharomycetales; Saccharomycetaceae. The record is from the annotation of a GenBank genome assembly.
AUGAAUUUUCCAACAUCUGCAGAGGAAAUAACUAAGCUCCUGCGGGCAAAGGAUACUUCACCUGAUGAAAUCUGCGAUAUCAUUUCGAAAUUCCAUAAACUAGAUUUCUACUUUCCUAAUAAAGAAGUUUUCGUUCUUGAGUUGAUCCAAGAUAGAUGGAAUGAUCAGAAGAAAACAGAGUUUAAAAAUAGUUAUCAAAUAUGGAACGCUUUCAAUAACAUGUGGUUCGAAGUCAAUGAUGAUGUCAUAUUGAAGAAGUUGUUUAAAAAGUUAAAGUUCACGACUCUUUUAGAGCAUAUCCUUUCUUCAUCUAACGUCGACGCCACUCAAAUGGCUAUUGCUGUCUCCAGAACAUGCAAGUUGAUCAAUGCCACAUCAACUGUAGAGAUCACCUUUGAACAUUCGUGUUCAAUAUUAUCUAAUACUAUUUUGCUUGUCCUAAAGACAGAUGAAUCGAUAUUCGAUGACGAAAAGAGAAACGUACUUAUUCAAGAAAUAAUAACUUUAAUUGGAUUCGAUAAUUUACCGGAAAUAAACCAUAAAUUAUCUAUUUUGUUCUGCAAUGAAUUACUUCUCUCGAUUCUUAAAUAUUUGGUAUACUGCAACGAAAAUAACACUUUACAAGCCAACCAUAAUAUGACUAAUAAAUUUUCUACUUACUUAGGGAAAUAUCUUUUUGGGAGAGAUAUUAACCCACUACUCCUAUUAGACAAGUUUUUCCAUAGAAAUAAGGAUCUACUGGAUGGUAAUGUAGUGACAGUUCUGUUUGAAGAAGCAAAUAAAUAUAUAGCUAAGAACGAUUUUAAGAAAUUAGAGACUAUCUUUGAAAAUAUUGUUGCGGUUCAACCAUCGGUAGUAGUGAAAUUAUUACAAUUAUUAUCUUCGACCAAGAAAACUAUGUCCCACGAUUUCCUUGAAAAAUUAUUCUUGCAAACUUUGGACAAUGCAUCAUCUACCAAAACGUACGACUCUACAUUUUGGUUGUUACUCGGUAACAUUUUGGAAUUGGAUUUAGAAAUUGGUAUUCAAAAAUCGCCAAUUUUAUUGAGUUUAAUAGAAGAACAAAGGAUAUCUCAGUCAGAUAAUGAACACAUCUUGGAUGUUUGGAAAAAAUUCUUAAAUUGUUACAUAAAUGCAAGAGAGUAUCCCCAAUUCCUAAAAAUAUUUGAAAAAUACUGUUACGAGAACAAUACCGUUCUAAACUCUUGUAUAUAUCUAAAUGAUCCAAAGGUAAUUCAAGAGAUAAUUAAAAAUAUCGCAACAUUAUCCGUUAGUCAACUAAAAGACACUUUCACCGAGAUGGUAACGAAACUUAUGUCACAGGAAGCUAAUAAAGUAACCAUAUCUAUAUCGAAAAUCUAUCUGAAGAGUUUGCCUCUAAUUUCUUAUAUCAUUUUACCUGACCUAAAAGAUACACUUUCACAACUGUUUACGUAUACCGACAGUAAUGCUAAGGAAAUGUGGGAAAUUAAAUAUCUUAUCAUGCAGAUCUAUGAUGAUAUAAUUCCAGAUGAAGUAAUUUCCGAUGUCACCGACACUGAAGUAACAAGAAUAUUUAAAAUGGAUAAUAUCUUGUCCAAGGACCAAUUAUUUUUUAUAUUAAAAUUAAGAGAAUACAAAGAUUUCGAUAUUAGCGAGACUGAAGCGAAAUUAAUACAUUAUUUAGAAAAUAUCGAUGACCUAACCAAAAGAGAAACAUUAAAAGAAUUAUUUGUGAAUUGGUCAUCACUAAUCAAUAACUUGUUUUCCAAAGAGACAAUCUUAAAAUUAAUAAAUAUAUUAAUAUCUGAAAGUUGUAUUUCUAUCUUGGAUUCACUUUUCGAGAACGAUGACAUCUUUGAGGAGAAUACAGUGAUGAAUAAUUUAGUUUUCUCUUUAACAUCCAAGAAUUCAAUAAAUAAAGCAAUCCCAUAUAUUAUCCAAAUUCCACUCGAAUGUCUGAAUAAGAAUAUUAGGGUAUCAUUGAUUAAUAACAUUACAACUAAAAAUACAAUUUGUGAUGCGGAUUUGAAAUUACUAGACCACCUAUUAUCCAGUCCUACUUUUAAAAGUCAAAUUGAGAACGAUUUCGAUACCCUCUUAAAAAUCAUGGAAUACCCUAAACAUGCAACAACAAAUAUGGAGUCUGAAGUAAAUUUAAUUUUUCAAAAAGUGUUGAAAAACCACAUUUCACAAUCCAAAGAAAGAAUUAGUAGAGAUUUUCUUCAGCUAUUGGAAGAAAAAAUUUCAAUUGGUAUCAAUAAUGAGCAGUUUUUUGAAGCUUAUUUCACGAUGGCUGUUUUAUUUGUAAAGUCUUCAAGUUAUACUGACCAAGAUAAGUUAGUAAACAUAUUUGUUGAUAAAUCAAUUGAAUGGAUAUCAAAGUUCAGUGAUAAGAAUGAUGAUUCACAUAUAGCAUUUGUUUCUAGAAACUUAUACGAUGGACUAAAAGAUAUAGAUAUUUCAAAGAAAACCUCAUCAAGAAUCGCUUCUUUUAUUAGAGGGAUGACGAAGGAUUUUAACAUGGCUACUAAACAAAUGAAUAAAUCUACCCUUCCGUUGUUUUUGCUACAUACAAUUUCUUUUGAUGAGAGAUUGGAAAUCUUAUAUGCCCAAUAUUUGAUAUUGAGGGAUAGCGGUAUUUCAAAAAACGAAUUACUACCAGCAAUCAAUAAUAUAGUUAUUAGGAGGAGUGUUCUAAACGAAAACGAAUUCAAUAAUGCCUUAAUUUCCACAAUAAUUUCUUUGAGCGAUGAAACAAGUAAUACGACACGUUGUGCCAUUCUGGAGUUAUUACAAAUACAAAUGAUAAACAUCAAUAAGGAGAACAUACUGGGUUCUAAAUUAUUUGUCAAAUUCAUUUCAGAAGUGUUCUCGAAUAUAGCACAACUUCAAGAAAACUCGCAAGAAAUUCUAGAUAUUUGUAAUCUUAUCUGUGACCUCCAAGUAUCAAAAUCUUGGAUUUUCUCUCAGUAUGGUAUUGAAAUUUUAUUUCCAUUCUGUCUUAGAGUUACUCUAUUGCAAGGUAUUGAUAAAUCACACAAAGAUUCAAUAUUCAUAGCAUCUACCAAAAUUAUUUCCAAUAUCCUGAACUUUAGUAGAAUUAAGGUGUCGAAUCGUAACAACUUAGUUAACAGUUUACUUUGUGAAUAUCUGGAACUAAUUUGCAGUAGCCGAAAACAUGGUUUGUCAACGGAGUCGGCAAUAGCAUUUUCAAGAUUAGUGGUCAAUUAUUGUGAACCUUCAAAUGCCUCGUCAACUAAUACAAGAAAUAACAAUAAGUUAAGUUCAAAUACUAGCACUUUUAAGAAAACGGUAAGAAAAUACAUUCCCGCCCUUUUAAUCAAGCAUGUCUAUUUAUGCAUUUCUGGCACUUUUGAAGACAACAUUAGAAAGUGCAUCACACCCGCAAUAUAUGCGAUUUUGGAUUUAAUUUCACAGAACGAGUUAAACAUGAUCAACAGAGUAUUAGAUAAUUCUGGUAGACAAUACUUUAAAGUUCUGUACGCAGACUACAAAAGACUUGGUAAAUGGCACGAAAGUUAA